AUGGCAUUCAAAUUUGUAGUAUUCGCUGCCUUCGUAGCCGUGGCUCGUGCAGGUAACCUGGGUUACGCCGCCGCCCCUCUCGGAUAUGCCGCCUCUUCUUUGGGUUACGCCGCCCAAGGUAUCCACUCAUACGCUCAUGCAGCUCCAGUAUUGGCUACUCACGGAAUCAACGCUUACUCUCACGGCUAUUCUGCUCCAAUCGCCUACGCCGCUCCCGUAGUCAAAUCCGUCGUAGCCGAUGCCCCAGCUCACUACGACUACGGUUAUUCCGUAAGCGACCCCCACACCGGAGACCACAAAUCCGCCGUAGAAACCCGCAGAGGUGAUGCCGUUCAAGGUCAAUACUCCCUCGUAGACAGCGACGGAACCAAGAGAACCGUAGACUACACCGCCGAUGCCGUAAACGGAUUUAACGCCGUAGUAAGCAAAACCCCUCUUGCUCACCAUGUCGUAGCUGCUCCAGCUGUUGCCACAUAUGCUGCUCCAGUUGCUGCCCAUUACGCUCAUGCUGCUCCAGUAGCGGCCCAUUACGCUCAUGUUGCUCCAGUAGCUGCCCAUUACGCUCAUUCUGCUCCAGUAGCUGCCCAUUACGCUCAUUCUGCUCCAGUAGCUGCUCAUUACGCUCAUGCUCCAGUUUCUGCUCAUUAUGCUCAUGCCGCCCCUGUCGCUUACUCUGGAUACGCUCACCCCGUCGCUCAAGCUUGGUAA
Messenger RNA from Brassicogethes aeneus, 708 nucleotides. Lineage: Eukaryota; Metazoa; Arthropoda; Insecta; Coleoptera; Nitidulidae. The record is from the annotation of a GenBank genome assembly.